Strongylocentrotus purpuratus (purple sea urchin) is the source of this 854-nucleotide messenger RNA. RefSeq names its product ATP synthase subunit g, mitochondrial. Gene Ontology annotation, molecular function: proton transmembrane transporter activity. The record is from RefSeq and is a predicted model, not a curated record. NCBI's taxonomy places the organism in Eukaryota, Metazoa, Echinodermata, Echinoidea, Camarodonta, Strongylocentrotidae. Gene Ontology annotation, biological process: proton motive force-driven ATP synthesis. The transcript has 3 exons. The coding region runs from base 50 to 424 and encodes 124 amino acids.
AUAUUCUGCGCAUGCGCAAUUGACGAUUCCGAUCCGAGCAAGAGCAAAAAUGGCCCGUGCUGUACAGAAAGUAGUUGGUUUGGGCACAAGAUUAGGCAAUUCCGUGGCCACCCAAGGGCCAAAGCUUGCCUCAGAAGCCGUAGAGUUUUCCAAGCCAAGGUUAGCCAAGUUUUGGUACUAUGCCAAGGUCGAGCUAGUCCCACCUACUCCAGGUGAAUUCCCUGCUGUUCAGAAGGGGAUCAUGGAUAUCGUCAAGGCUGCAAAGACAGGCAAAUACGCCAACCUGACAGUUAAGGAAGCAUUGGGAAACACGCUGGUCUGUGCUGAGGUAGCGUUCUGGUUCUUCAUCGGUGAACAGAUCGGAAGAAGAAGCAUCAUCGGCUAUGAUGUCAAGUCCGACUAUGAACCACACCCUUACAUAUAGCGCCCUCUCUCGACCCGUUCUUGUAAAUUUAGCCAGUGGAGAUCUAGACAUGUAUUUUUAUUUGAAUUGACUCUACUAUGCCACAUGCAGUGUCUAAUGUAUUGAGUGGAAUUAUUAUGAUUCAAUAUAUGUAUUGAGAAGAAGGAAGGGAGUUCAGAACUGUCAACAUUGACAUCGCUCUUACUCCUGAUAAUGUCCAUAAUUCCUAAUUCCUAUGGAACUAAGAGAAAUUGUACCCCGAGAAUCAAUAUUCAUACAUCUUCCAAUGAUCCCAUUAUUCAAUAUGUACUGUAACAGGUAUCUAAAUUGGCAACACUGUAUCCAUACAGCGUGACAUAGAAUGUGGAACCCAAACAUGGUUUGUGCACAUUUCCGCAAGAUGAGAAUCUAUUCAUGUGAAAAUAUAUCAGGUUGGAUGAGAAAUGUGUAA